GUCUUUCUUUCUGCAGCCAUCCCUUCCCACUCCAACAACCGCUCUCUCUUCCUCUUCCCACUCCUCGCUUCGGUCUCAAAUCGCUUCAACAAUGGGUGCUCCUGCUGUUAUUGGUUCUAUCGCCCUCCUCGGCGCCUUCGUCGUCGGUGGCUACAUGCUCUUCACCGGCUCCGGUGAGGACUUCAACGUCGGAAACUUCCUUACCACCACCUCCCCUUACACCUGGGCUUCCCUCGGAAUCUCCCUCUGCAUCGGUCUGAGUGUCGUCGGUGCCGCCUGGGGUAUCUUCGUUACCGGUACCUCCAUCGUCGGUGGUGGUGUCAAGGCUCCUCGUAUCCGAACCAAGAACUUGAUCUCCAUCAUUUUCUGCGAGGUCGUCGCUAUCUACGGUGUUAUCAUGUCCAUCGUCUUCUCGGCCAAGCUUGCCGCCGUCGUCGGACCUGACCUCUAUACCCCCGAGAACUACUUCACCGGCUACGCCCUCUUCUGGGGUGGUCUCACCGUCGGUUUCUGCAACCUUGUUUGCGGUGUUGCCGUCGGUGUGACUGGUUCGACCGCUGCCAUCGCCGAUGCCGCUGACCCGUCGCUCUUCGUCAAGAUCCUUGUCAUUGAGAUUUUCGGAUCCGUCCUCGGACUUUUCGGUCUUAUCGUCGGUCUGCUGAUGACCGGCAAGGCCCAGGAGUUCCAGUAAAUCACACGCCAAAUCGGAUGAGGAAUAGAAAGACAGGAGGAGGUAUAUAUAUUUAUUAUUGGCGGAAGGUUAACUCUGGUGUUAUAAACGAAUGCAGUGCGUGAAGGAUGAAUUGAUCAGAAGGGGAAGCUGAUAUCAAGCCACGAAAGCAUUACAUUUUCCAAAUCAUUCAAUUCAAAAGACUGGCACUCAUUGUUUUUCUUUCAAACGAGGUAUACAUAACUGGAUGAAAAAACAUGAUGCUUGGUUUCCCUGACUUUUUUUCUUUAAUCUUUUUUUAUUUUAUCAAGCCUUCAUUCUCAUUUUGAUUUUUUUAUCUUUUUAUAUUUACUUGAUUUUGGCAGAUGGCUGGUGUUUUACUUUUCUUUUUCCAUUGUGUGUUUUGUAAGUCAUAUAUUGGGUUGCGGGGCGAAACAGUUGUGGGUUUAUUUAUAGACGAAAAUAACGUUUAAACAAAUUUAUGAAAGUCUUCUCCGACUCGUUUAU
Messenger RNA from Myxozyma melibiosi, 1177 nucleotides. RefSeq names its product putative vacuolar ATP synthase proteolipid subunit. Gene Ontology annotation, biological process: proton transmembrane transport. Bases 92 to 691 code for a protein of 199 amino acids. Gene Ontology annotation, molecular function: proton-transporting ATPase activity, rotational mechanism. The transcript is spliced from 3 exons. Gene Ontology annotation, cellular component: proton-transporting V-type ATPase, V0 domain; membrane. Lineage: Eukaryota; Fungi; Ascomycota; Lipomycetes; Lipomycetales; Lipomycetaceae. The record is from RefSeq and is a predicted model, not a curated record.